Molecule: messenger RNA, 1896 nt
Organism: Adineta ricciae
Lineage: Eukaryota; Metazoa; Rotifera; Eurotatoria; Adinetida; Adinetidae
Source: the annotation of a GenBank genome assembly
AUGCAACCGGGUGGACAAAGUCUCGUGGAUCGACUCUUAGCGGCGAAAAAUACCAUCGCUGGACAAGCUCUAGCGAAAGUUGUUUGUAAAGCAACAACUGAAGAAAUCAUGGGUCCCAAACGAAAACAUUUAGAUUUUCUUUUGCAAGCAACAAAUGAAAUGAAUGUUUCUAUUCCUCAAUUGGCUGAUUUACUGAUUGAACGUACGCAAAAUUCAUCAUGGGUGGUUUCCUAUAAAGCAUUAAUUACCAUACAUCAUCUGAUGUGCUUUGGAAAUGAACGUUUUGAAGCGUAUAUGGCUUCGCAUAAUCAUCGUCUUCAACCGGCUGCUUAUUUGGAUCGAAUGGGGAUGCCUGGUGGUGAUAUGUCGAGUUACGUUCGACGUUAUGCAAAUUAUUUGAACGAAAAACGCGAUGCUUACAAGUUAACUGGUUACGAUUUUUGCAAAAUCAAACGAGGAAAAGAUGAUGGCGUUCUUCGUACAAUGCCGACGGAUAAGUUGCUGAAAGCGCUUCCAAUUCUUCAAAAACAACUCGAUGCUUUACUAGAAUUUGAAGUUACACCUAAUGAACUUACCAAUGGUGUUAUCAAUAGUUGCUUCUUUCUCUUAAUCAAAGAUCUGAUACGUUUAUAUGCUGCAUUUAAUGAUGGAAUGAUCAAUCUACUUGAAAAAUAUUUCGAUAUGAAUAAAAAGCAGUGCCGCGAAGGAUUGGACAUUUACAAGAGAUUCCUCGAACGAACCGACAAAGUAUCAACUUUUCUUAAAGUGGCUGAGACAUCGGGUAUGGAUCGAAGUGAAAUUCCGGAUUUAUCACGAAGAAUUGAUGAUAAUAGAGCGCCAAGUAGUCUUUUGGAAGCUUUGGAAAAUCAUCUGGCACAUAUGGAAGGUAAAAAAAUACCACCGCAAGCAUCAAUCUCACGACAUCAAACGGAACAAGAUCUGAAGAGCUUUUCACGUGAUUUAAUAUUUAAUGAUAGCGAUGAUCCACAAAAGAUACUCGAAGAAGAAGCUAAAGCACUUGCACUAUUCAAUAAGAACAAAGAUUUUUCUAAUGCUCCGACAACAACAUCGAGCGGAAAUGGUUUUGGUGAUACAGAUUUCUUUUCUCAGCACCAACCACCACCAUCAUCAUCAUCAUCGAAUGGACAAUAUCCAUCCUUACCAGCAGCAAAUACUAUUAAUCAACAGCAACAAUUAUUAACCGAUGAUCUUUUCUCACUUGCAACACCACCAACUCAAACAGCUACUAAUACAUUUUUCAAUAAUAAUUCAAACACUUUUCCAGCAUUUCAACAACCACCGCAACAACCAUUCCAAACUGUACUCGAUACAUCGGUACCUAAAACAAACUUUUUCGACGAUAUUCUUCAACCGACAUCGCUCUCAUCAGGCAAAACUACAUCAACAGCACCGUUAUUUGCAAAUAAUCAAAACAUUCCAACGGCUGCGAAACCACUUCAAUCGGGAGAUCUGAACUCAUCAUUAAAUCAAUUAUUCGAAAAUCUCGAUAUGAAAGAUCGAUCACGAAUUGGCAAAGAUCAUCAAUGGGUACCGGGUGAUGGGAAAAACCAACAAAAGAUUGGUAUGGGAAGCGGCACGAUGAAUAGUCCUGGCGCAUCAUGGCCAAGUCAGCCCACCAUUGGAGCGCCGUUUGGUGGUAUGGGCGGUUCGCAACCAAAUACAAUGUGGCAACAAGCACCAGCCCAAGCAGCGUCAACCAACCCUUUCGCUGCACCUAGUGGCUCGUCGCCAAUGGGCUUUGGUGGUCAACCAGCGCGACCCAUGGGAGCAAACACGAAUCCAUUUGCUGCUCCGCAAUCGUUUGGCGCAUCACCAUUUGGUCAACCAGGCAAGCCGAAUCAAGCGCAGGUUAAUGAUCCGUUUGGCGAUCUUUAA